This is a messenger RNA of Penicillium chermesinum, 1371 nucleotides long. Its product is annotated as neutral amino acid permease. Gene Ontology annotation, molecular function: amino acid transmembrane transporter activity. Gene Ontology annotation, cellular component: vacuolar membrane. Gene Ontology annotation, biological process: amino acid transmembrane transport. Lineage: Eukaryota; Fungi; Ascomycota; Eurotiomycetes; Eurotiales; Aspergillaceae. The transcript has 7 exons. The record is from RefSeq and is a predicted model, not a curated record. The coding region runs from base 1 to 1371 and encodes 456 amino acids.
AUGUCAGCCUCAAGGGGUAAAGAAGCUCCUUCAGUGCAGGAUGAUACUCGGAGCAGAUCAACUGUUGUUGACCCGGAUGUGGAGGCCGAUCUGAAGCAGCUUGCUCCUUCAUAUAACGAAGAUGCUUUUGGGAAUGAAGAGUUCGCAGAAGUCAAGUACAAAGUGUUGAAGUGGUGGCAAUGUGGUCUACUCAUGGUGGCUGAAACAGUGUCAUUGGGUGUCCUAUCACUCCCUGCUGCUGUCGCAAGCAUGGGUCUGGUUCCGGCCAUCAUUGUCCUCCUCGGCCUCGGAGUCAUUACCACCUAUACCGGGUAUAUCAUGGGACAAAUGAAGCUGCGGUUUCCUCAAAUCACCACUAUGGCAGAUGCCGGAGAAGUGAUCGGAGGAAAAUUCGGCCGCGAGUUCGUUGGCGCGGCAUGGAUAAUCUUCUUCAUUUUCAUCAUGUCGAGCCAUCUUUUGACUUUCACCGUCGCGAUGAAUACGAUCACCAGCCAUGGAACUUGCUCUAUCGUGUUCGGUAUCGUCGGCAUGGCCGUGUCCUUCGUGUGCUCUUUGCCUCGUACCCUGGAGAAGAUAUCUUGGCUUUCCAUCGUGUCGUUCAUCAGCAUUCUGGCAGCUGUCUUGAUCACCAUGAUUGCUCUGGGCAUCGAGAGCCCCGGCAGUGGAGUGGUGGCUGUUGCGCACACCAACUUGUAUCACGGCUUCUCUGCUGUAACAAACAUCGUUUUUGCGUUCUGCAGUCACGGGGCUUUCUUCGGCCUUAUGGCCGAACUGCGCAAUCCCCGCGAUUUCACUAAGUCCCUUUGCCUGCUGCAGGGUCUCGACGUUUCCCUUUAUCUGAUCGCAGCAGUCGUGAUCUACCGCUACGCUGGUGAUGGAGUUGUCUCGCCCGCUUUAGGAUCGGCGUCGCCGGUUGUUGCAAAGGUUGCGUACGGAAUUGCCUUGCCAACGAUUAUUAUUGCCGGUGUCAUCAACGGACAUGUCGCGUUUAAAUACGUUUAUGUUCGUAUUUACCGGGGUACAGACCGCAUGCACAAGCGCGAUUGGGUUGCGGUCGGGUCCUGGGUUGGCAUCGCCUUGGGCCUCUGGGUUCUCGCCUGGGUUAUCUCGUCCGCUAUCCCAGUGUUCAGUAAUCUUCUCAGCUUAAUUACUGCCCUCUUUGCUAGUUGGUUUUCCUUUGGCCUUCCAGCUAUCUUCUGGCUCUUCAUGAACAAGGGCGUUUAUUUUUUCUUCCUACAGGAAGUCGGCCUUGACCAUCACAAACCUCAUAAUUCUGGGAAUUGCUUGUGUUCUGUGUGGUAUGGGACUCUGGGUCUCCGGUCAAGCCAUUCACGACAACCCAAGCAGCGACAGCUUCUCGUGCGCAAAUAA